Messenger RNA from Musa acuminata AAA Group (dessert banana), 2234 nucleotides. Its product is annotated as protein NRT1/ PTR FAMILY 8.1-like. The record is from RefSeq and is a predicted model, not a curated record. Gene Ontology annotation, molecular function: transmembrane transporter activity. Gene Ontology annotation, cellular component: membrane. The transcript has 4 exons. Lineage: Eukaryota; Viridiplantae; Streptophyta; Magnoliopsida; Zingiberales; Musaceae. Gene Ontology annotation, biological process: transmembrane transport; oligopeptide transport. The coding region runs from base 297 to 2039 and encodes 580 amino acids.
UGUAUUGCUCAUUUUGGCUCGAGGAAUCUGAGCCAGCUUUUGUCGGGAUCGCUUCGAUUCCACAUGUCGGUAUCAUGAAUGAGUGCCCGUUCCUCCAAUGAACCGCGACAUCGAUGUUGCCGUCUUCGCCGUCGUCGUCUGUUUUGGAAGAAUAGAAUGCUUUCGUUCUGCUGAAACUAAUGGUCGAGUUUUGAUUUUAGUGGCAACUCGAAGACAGACGAUCUCCAUAUAUCCCCUUCUCGUCUCCGUGUUCUUCCCCUUGCUAACAUCAAUCUCCUCGUUACUUCCAUAAACCCAUGGAAGACAACAAAGACGUGUACACGAAAGAUGGGACGACAGAUCUCCAUGGAAACCCAGUUAUCAAGAAGAACACCGGAAAUUGGAGAGCUUGUCCCUACAUUCUCGCAAACGAGUGCUGCGAAAGGCUGGCGUACUACGGGAUGAGCACCAACAUGGUGAACUACAUGAAGGAUCAUCUCCACCAAGAGAAUGCCACAGCAGCGAAGAACAACACCAACUGGUCCGGUACAUGCUACAUCACACCCCUGCUUGGGGCGUUCAUAGCUGAUGCCUACCUGGGAAGAUACUGGACGAUUGCCGGCUUCAUGAUCAUCUAUAUCUUGGGUUUGACACUGUUGACGAUGACCGCGUCAGUGACGGGUUUGAAACCUCCUUGCCAAAAUGGUCUCUGCGAUCCAACGACGGCACAAAGUGCAGCAUUCUUUGUGGCACUCUAUCUUAUUGCGCUGGGGACGGGAGGAAUCAAGCCAUGCGUCUCUUCCUUCGGCGCCGACCAGUUCGAUGAAUCCGACGAGUCGGAGAAGAAGAGGAAGAGCUCCUUCUUCAACUGGUUCUACUUCUCCAUCAACGUAGGCUCCCUGGUUGCUUCUUCUGUGAUAGUUUGGGUUCAGACGAACGUGGGAUGGGGAUGGGGGUUUGGGAUCCCGGCGGUGGUGAUGGCUGUCGCGGUGGCGAGCUUCUUCUUCGGCACUCCCCUGUAUCGGCACCAGAAACCCGGAGGAAGCCCGCUUACGCGCAUUGCUCAGGUUGUGGUGGCAUCUUGGAGGAAGUGUGGAGCGAAGGUGCCCGAUGACAAGUCACUGCUUUAUGAGAUUACGGAGAAGGAAUCCGCCAUUCGAGGCAGCCGUAAGCUUGACCACACAGAUCAAUUCAAGUUCCUCGACAAGGCUGCGGUAGAGACGCAAGCAGACAAACUGACGGGUCCGGUGAACCCAUGGGGGCUGUGCACGGUCACCCAAGUGGAGGAGCUGAAGAGCAUUCUGCGGCUUCUGCCCGUUUGGGCAAGCGGCAUCGUCUUCUCUGCCGUCUACAGCCAGAUGGGCAACAUGUUCGUGCUGCAGGGCGACACCAUGGAUCGGCACAUGGGCCCCCACUUCGAGGUACCGGCGGCGUCGCUCUCCAUGGCCGACACCAUCGGCGUGAUCAUGUGGGUCCCGAUCUACGAUCGCAUCAUCGUGCCGGCGGUCCGAAGGUGGACCGGCCGGGAGCGCGGCUUCACGCAGCUGACGCGCAUGGGCAUCGGCCUCGUCAUCUCCAUCUUCCCCAUGUUGGCAGCCGGUGCUCUGGAGGUGGUAAGGCUGCGAACCGCGGCGCGGCACAACCUGUACGACGACCCCGAUGCCUACGUUCCCAUAUCCAUAUUCUGGCAGGUGCCGCAGUACUUCAUCGUGGGCGUCGCGGAAGUCUUCACCUUCAUCGGGCAGCUGGAGUUCUUCUACGACCAGGCACCCGACGCGAUGAGGAGCAUGUGUUCCGCCCUCUCGCUCACCACGGUGGCGCUUGGCAACUACUUAAGCUCCUUGCUCGUCACGAUCGUGGCUGCCGUUACGACGAGGAACGGGAAGCUCGGAUGGAUCCCGGAUGAUCUUAACCGCGGCCACCUCGAUUACUUCUUCUGGCUCCUGGCCGUUCUCAGCCUUCUCAACUUCGGCGUGUAUCUCUUGAUCGCCAAGUGCUACACCUACAAGAAGACAAUAGACGAUGAGAAGACAACAGCUAAUGACGCUGAGCUGCUGUGAGGCUUGUAAUAGGUUGGGUUGCUUUAGCAGACAGGCGAGGCUGUGGAAGAACUCCACCAGGUGUUUGCGUUUUGUUCGAUGCUGGUCGUGCUUUAAUGGAGCUCUGCAAGUUGGCAAUCCUGCGAUAGCUUGACUUGUUCUUGUGACAUUUUUAGCAUCCCUAAAACAAAGAAAUCCCAUCUCGAGUGCUCUCUA